GGGUUGAUCUGUCAGUCUGUGCAGAGGCGUCAAAUGCUGAGACGCAGACGAGUUUGGACCGUGCACAGAGAGCAUGUCCUGGGCGAAGGCUGCUGUGGUUGUGGGGCUGGCCGCAGCUGCGCUCCACACUCCGGACGCUGGAGAGGAGGUUGAGUUGCGCCUGUCACGGAGCGCAGUAGAGCGGGCGCGCAUCUGCAUCACCGGGGGUCUGCUCCUCCUCGCCCUGCACCGGCUGUACCGGCUGCUGUUCUGCCCGCUGGUGCUGCUGCGCACGCCCGAUGAUGUGGGCUACCUGCCCGCGGACGGCCGCUCCAAGGCGCAGGCCGCCAACGAGGUGCGCCGCCGGAGGAAGGUGGGAAAGCUGCCCCCGAUCUACCCCAACGGCUGGUACCGGGUGCUGGACUCCUGCAUGCUGGGCAAGGCCGAGGUCAAGAGCGUCUCCAUGCUCGGUCAGGAGCUGGCCGUGUUUCGCGGCGAGGAUGGGAAGGCCUAUGUGCUGGACGCCUACUGCCCCCACCUGGGCGCCAACCUGGCAGUGGGGGGGCAGGUGUCAGGGAGCUGCCUAGAGUGUCCGUUCCAUGGAUGGCAGUUUCGGGGAGGUGAUGGGAAGUGUGUGAAGAUUCCUUAUUCAAAGAAAGUCCUAGAGUCUGCCAAAGUGCGGUCGUGGAUCUGCUGCGAGCAGAACCAGCAGAUCCUGGUGUGGUUCCACUGUGAUGGAGAAGAACCCGAGUGGAGCGUUCCCGAACAGGAGGAGAUCUCCAACGGCUCGUGGGUGUACCGCGGGAGAACCGAACACUUCUUAAGCGCUCACAUCGAGGAAGUUGCUGAAAAUGCCGGAGAUGUGGCUCACCUGUACCACCUGCAUGUGCCGGGUAUCGUCAGCGGCGUGGAUCUGCGUUACAUCAACAACAAACUGUGGGAGUUUCUACGACAUGACUGGAAGGUGGAGUGGGAAGGAAACAAGCCCGACAAGCACUGCUCGGAGAUGACGCUGAAGCACAGCCUGACUGUGUUCGGGUCUAACUGCGGCCUGCUGGAUCUGACUGUGGUGGCUCGCCAGGUGGGCCCAAGUUUGGUGUUUCUUGACUUCAGACACAAGUUCCUGGGUCGGGGGAUGAUCCUGCAGUCUGUGACUCCUGUGGAGCCACUCCUGCAGUGCGUCACUCACACCAUCUACUACCAGGCCAACAUCCCAGCCGUGGUGCCCAAAUUCCUCCUCAGGGGGGAGUGCAUGCAGUUUGAGCGAGACGUGAUGAUCUGGAACAAUAAGAAGUACAUCUCCAACCCUCUGCUGGUGAAGGAGGACGCCACCAUUCGGAAGCAUCGGCUCUGGUAUAAGCAGUUCUACAGCGAAAACAGCCCUACGUUUCAAUACCAGAACGACACCCUGGACUUCUGACGGGCCGGGCCUCGCUGGGUCAGGCGUUGAGAUCUCCUGCAGCUGCAACCUCGUAGACAGACAUGGCAAAUCAUCACUACCCAGAAUUUUAGCAGAAUAUUGAAAAACAUGUGUUUGCUUCAUUUUUGAUUUUUUAAAAAUUGGAUAAUCA
Molecule: messenger RNA, 1550 nt
Organism: Oryzias melastigma (Indian medaka)
Lineage: Eukaryota; Metazoa; Chordata; Actinopteri; Beloniformes; Adrianichthyidae
Exons: 7
Coding region: 74-1399 (441 amino acids)
Biological process (GO): chlorophyll biosynthetic process; cholesterol metabolic process
Cellular component (GO): chloroplast
Molecular function (GO): 2 iron, 2 sulfur cluster binding; chlorophyllide a oxygenase activity
Source: RefSeq, a predicted model, not a curated record